UCUAACCCGCACGGGUCACCUGUUCCGUCAGUUCUCCCGGAAGACUGAUUUCCUGCUUCACCCUCCUCUCUCUCUCUCCACCAAUGUCUGAGAAUCCAUUGGAGCACAUCUUCCAGACCUUCCAAAAAAUUUCAAUUUGUAUUCAAACCCAACUGUUCUCACUCGCUGGCUUACCUAUUCAGCCUCCACCUCCGAAUGAAAAGCCACUUCUCUCUCUCUCCACCACUGUCGUUUCUACCAAGGGUAAAGCCUCAAAGCCAGUGACAAAGGAGGAUCUCGGAAGGUCCACCUGGACAUUCCUUCACACUCUUGCAGCACAGUAUCCAGAACGCCCAACUAGGCAACAAAAGAAGGAUGUGAAAGAACUGAUGGCAAUAUUAUCACGGAUGUAUCCAUGCAAGGAAUGUGCCGAUCACUUUAAUGAAGUUUUAAGAGCAAAUCCUGUACAAGCUGGAUCUCAAGCUGAGUUCUCUCAAUGGAUGUGUCAUGUUCAUAAUGUUGUUAACAGAAGUCUAAGCAAGCCAAUAUUUCCCUGUGAGCGAGUCGACGCCAGAUGGGGCAAGCUGGACUGCGAGCAGCGUCUGUGUGAUUUACAGGGAACUACAACGUUUGGGGAUGACAUCUGAUACUACUUGACCAUCUUUUGUUAAUAUUAGGUUAUCACUUAUCAGUAUAUGACUUUGAUGCUGAGGAUACAUUUGUAGUUGAAGAUGCUCAUGAUUAUCUAUUUGAAAUUUCUUCAGGUUACUAGUGAUAA
Messenger RNA from Spinacia oleracea (spinach), 757 nucleotides. Its product is annotated as FAD-linked sulfhydryl oxidase ERV1. The record is from RefSeq and is a predicted model, not a curated record. The transcript has 6 exons. NCBI's taxonomy places the organism in Eukaryota, Viridiplantae, Streptophyta, Magnoliopsida, Caryophyllales, Amaranthaceae. Bases 84 to 626 code for a protein of 180 amino acids. Gene Ontology annotation, molecular function: flavin adenine dinucleotide binding; flavin-dependent sulfhydryl oxidase activity. Gene Ontology annotation, cellular component: mitochondrion.